Papaver somniferum (opium poppy) is the source of this 2479-nucleotide messenger RNA. Its product is annotated as acyl-CoA-binding domain-containing protein 4-like. NCBI's taxonomy places the organism in Eukaryota, Viridiplantae, Streptophyta, Magnoliopsida, Ranunculales, Papaveraceae. Gene Ontology annotation, molecular function: protein binding; fatty-acyl-CoA binding. The record is from RefSeq and is a predicted model, not a curated record. Gene Ontology annotation, biological process: lipid transport. Gene Ontology annotation, cellular component: cytosol. The transcript is spliced from 18 exons. The coding region runs from base 98 to 2170 and encodes 690 amino acids.
AAGUCAUAAACAUUUCCCUUCCAUUUUUCCUCACCGUCUCUCACUCAUCAUCACCAUCUCCAUUACUUUCUCUCUCUAAAAAAAUUUGAGAGAGAAAAUGGCAACAACAACAAGAAGUUCAUCGGGAUUAAGUUAUCCAGAGAGAUUCUUUUCGGCAGCUUCUUAUGUUGGAUUAGGUCAAUCUUCCUCAAACUCAAAUUCAUCUUCAUCUAAAUCACCGAUCUCAAAUUUUAAAAAUGAUACUGCUUUGUUACUAUACGGAUUAUAUCAACAGGCAACAGUUGGACCAUGUAAUGUUCCGAAACCUCGAAUCUGGAGUCCUACGGAGCAAAGCAAAUGGACCAGUUGGAAUGGGCUCGGUAACAUGGCUUCAGCAGAGGCGAUGCGUCUUUUUGUGAAAAUCUUGGAGGAAGAAGAGCCAACAUGGUAUUCAAAAGUGCCGGAAUUUGUUAUUGAGCCUCUUGUAGAUGUGGAAAUUAAUAAUACAAAGAUGGAGUCAGUUGCUCCAAACGGUAACCAUUUUCCGGAACCAAAAACCAUUUCCACUGAAAAUGGCAUCCUUGCUGAGGCUCAGGAUAAGGAUGUUGUCACAGAAGGCAUUGGUUCUAUUGCUGUGUAUGAUCAAUGGAUUGCUCUUACAGUAUCUGGUCAACUCCCAAAAGCGCGCUAUGAGCAUGCUGCAGCUGUAGUUCAAGACUCGAUGCAUGUAUUUGGGGGAAACCACAAUGGUCGUUACCUUAAUGAUCUUCAGGUCCUUGAUUUUAGAAGUUUGACGUGGUCCAAGGUCGAGGUUAGCGCAAAACCAGAUUCUUCAGAAGUGUCUCCAGUACCUCUGCCUCCCUGUGCGGGCCAUUCCCUGAUACCAUGGGAAAACAAGCUUAUUUCAAUUGCUGGUCAUACAAAAGAUCCUACCGAGACUAUCACAGUAAAGGCAUUUGAUCUGCAGUCUUCUACUUGGUCGACAUUAAGAACUUACGGGGAACCACCGAUCUCACGUGGAGGUCAGUCUGUGACGCUUGUUGGAACUACUUUAGUCAUAUUUGGUGGUGAAGAUGCCAGUAGAUCUCUCUUGAAUGAUUUGCACAUUCUUGAUCUUGAAACCAUGACCUGGGAUGACAUAGAUACUGUGGGCAUGCCUCCUUCCCCAAGGUCAGAUCAUGCUGCUGCAGUGCAUGCAGAGAGAUACCUUCUCAUCUUUGGUGGGGGUUCACAUGCUACAUGCUUCAAUGAUCUACAUGUCCUUGACUUGGAAACGAUGGAAUGGUCAAGACCGAAGCAACAGGGUAGCAUACCAACUCCACGAGCUGGACUUGCAGGUGUAACAGUUGGCGAGAAUUGGUUUAUUGUUGGUGGAGGCGAUAAUAAAAGUGGUGCCUCAGAAACUGUAGUUCUUAACAUGUCAACGCUUGUCUGGUCAGUUGUAACAACAGUCCAAGGACGUGUUCCUAUUGCUAGUGAGGGCCUAAGUUUGGUGGUGAGCUCCUAUAAUAGUGAAGAUAUCCUAGUGGCUUUUGGAGGAUACAAUGGGCGAUACAAUAAUGAGGUUAAUAUUCUUAAACCAAGCAACAAGUCAACAUUGCAAUCGAAUAUAAUGGAGAGGAGUAUGCCCGACAGUGUUGAUGUGCAUCAUGCAACAAAUGCUACAAGAGAUGGGGAGUCCGAGUUUGAAUCUGGGAAAAUAAGGGAAAUUGUCAUGGACAAUGUUGACUCAGAUCCCAUGGGAUCGGGUAGGCACAACAUUAAAAGCGGUGAACACAGUGAACGGAUUAUAGCAGCCCUAAAGACAGAGAAAGACGAAAUAGAAGCUGCAUUUACAAAAGAGCAGUUGCAAACCCUAAAACUGAAGCAAGAGUUAGCAGAACAAUAUGGUCGAAAUACAGAUAUUAGCGAGGAACUUCAAUCUGUUCGUGCCCAGCUUGCUUCUGAGCAGUCGAGGUGUUUUAAACUCGAGGUUGAUAUUGCAGAGUUACGGCAAAAGUUGCAAACAAUGGAGACCUUACAAAAGGAGCUUGAACUCCUUCAACGACAAAAGCUUGCCUCUGAACAGGCUGCUGCAAAUGCCAAAAAGCAGCAAAGCUCAGGCGGUGUUUGGGGUUGGAUUGCAGGAAACCCUACUCCUCGUAACCGAAAAUCCGAAGACGAUUAUGACGACGAGGAUGAAGAUGCCUGAACUAGUUUCAAAUCCAAACCCAGUUAUAGUCGCUUGUAGUUUUUGUUUAAUAUCUCAUUUUUGUUCUUUAUAUUUGAUUAUUUAGUUCCACACUAACUAUUUUCUCAGCGUUAACUCGUUCUUUCUAGUGAUGGCAAUAAGUUUUCAGUUGUAUCUGUUAUAAUAGAUCUCCCAGAAAAAGGUUUCUGUAGAUGUUCUUUUUUUUUUCCUUGUAAAUUUUACUGCUGUCUGGUUUUAUUGAAGUUGUAUACGGGACAGAAAGAGAUUAUUUUGAUGAGUUAAACAAAGAGAUUAAAUCUUUAUGAUGUA